Rhizophagus irregularis DAOM 181602=DAOM 197198 is the source of this 1212-nucleotide messenger RNA. RefSeq names its product type I protein arginine N-methyltransferase Rmt1 variant 2. Gene Ontology annotation, cellular component: nucleus. Gene Ontology annotation, biological process: peptidyl-arginine methylation. The record is from RefSeq and is a predicted model, not a curated record. Gene Ontology annotation, molecular function: protein-arginine N-methyltransferase activity. Lineage: Eukaryota; Fungi; Glomeromycota; Glomeromycetes; Glomerales; Glomeraceae.
AAUGGCGGACUCAAAUCAUGUUCAAAUUGAAAAUUCUGAAAUGACAAGCAAGGAUUAUUAUUUUGAUUCCUACGCUCAUUUCGGCAUACAUGAAGAAAUGUUAAAAGACGAAGUUCGAACGCUUUCUUAUCGUUCGUCUAUUUAUCAAAACCGGCAUCUAUUUAAGGAUAAAAUUGUUCUUGAUGUUGGUUGUGGAACUGGCAUUUUGUCAAUGUUUGCCGCCAAAGCUGGAGCAAAACAUAUUUAUGGAAUUGAUAUGUCGAAUAUUAUUGAUCAAGCGCGCCAAAUUAUUGUUGAUAAUAAUUUAGAUGAUAAGAUUACCCUCAUCAAAGGCAAAAUGGAAGAAGUCGAACUUCCAGUUGAGAAAGUUGACAUUAUCAUCUCAGAAUGGAUGGGAUAUUUUCUACUUUAUGAAUCUAUGCUUGAUACCGUGCUUGUUGCGCGCGAUAAAUACUUAAAACCGGGUGGUUUAAUAUUUCCAGAUAAAGCAACAAUUUACCUGUCGGCUAUUGAAGACGGAGAAUAUAAAGAAGAAAAAAUUGGAUUUUGGGAAAACGUUUAUGGAUUUGAUUUUAGUUCAAUUAAGUCUGUUGCUCUAAGGGAGCCUUUGGUGGACGCUGUAGAUGCUAAAGCUGUAGUCACAAGUCCGUAUUCCAUCAAGGAAAUUGAUAUAUACACUGUUAAAAAAUCAGAUUUAUCGUUUAGUGCUCCUUUUAAAUUAACUGCUACGAGAGAUGAUUAUAUUCACGCUUUUAUCGCAUGGUUUGAUAUUACCUUUUCAGCUUGUCAUAAACCAAUUAGAUUUAGCACAGGCCCACAUGCCAAAUACACACAUUGGAAACAAACUGUUUUCUAUACCACUGAUGCUAUAACUAUUAAAUGUGGUGAAUCUAUUAUGGGUACUUUAUCUUGUUCUCCCAAUAAACGAAAUAAUCGUGACUUAGAUAUUGAAAUUUCCUACGAAUUUCAUGGUGAAACAGCACCUUGCUCUGAAGUGUGUAAAUAUAGGAUGUAUUAGACCAUUUGGACAAUUAUUUAAUAUUUAAGUUUAUUAAAUCGUUGGAUGAACGUCACAAAUCUUAAUUGUUUUAUAUUGGUAAACAUUUGUACAAAACAAUUAUGGUUGCCAAUAUAAAAGUUAUUGUAUUAUAAGGAAAAUUUUAUGAAUUCAUAAUUUCGGAACAAUAACCAUUAAUAAAAGAGAAUUAUAUU